Messenger RNA from Canariomyces notabilis, 1182 nucleotides. RefSeq lists its product as uncharacterized. The transcript is spliced from 2 exons. The coding region runs from base 1 to 1182 and encodes 393 amino acids. Lineage: Eukaryota; Fungi; Ascomycota; Sordariomycetes; Sordariales; Chaetomiaceae. The record is from RefSeq and is a predicted model, not a curated record.
AUGGGCUCCACUAUCCCUCAGGCUACGUCUUCCACUGCUUCCCUCCCGGAUGCCUCCUCCCCAAACCUCAUCCUCACCCAUCCCACCUCCGCCGAACGAACCCGCACAUGGAAGCUCACGCAUGCCAAGUGGGCCGGCGCCCUCAACGAGGCUGACUACCUCGCGCGGGAGGCCUACAUGAUGACAGUGCCGCUCGCCAAAAACGGCGGCCUGACCCACUGGAUCCUGACCAUCGCCGGCCUGCCGCCCGAUGAGCGUCCCGUGCUGUCUUCGUGCGAGACCCUCCGCAAACGGGGCAUCCUCACGCGGGGAGGAGGGGAUGGUGCAAGGGUCCAGGAGGGCAUGGUGUACGGGAUCGGAAGCGUCUUCACGGACCCGACGUACAGGGGCAAGGGCUACGCGAGCCGCAUGAUGAAGGAGCUAGGAGCGAAGCUACGGGAUUGGCAGCGUGGCGGUUCUUCCCCGCCGCUGUUUUCGGUGCUGUAUAGCGACAUCGGCAAGCAAUUCUAUGCGAGGGCUGGUUGGGCGCCGUUUGCGAGCAGCCAUGUUGCGUUCAAACCGGUUUCGGGAGCCGCCCAGAGGGACCAAGGCUCCAGUACUCAGCUGGCGAAACCGAUCGGAUACCAUGAGCUCGCGGAGCUGUGCUGCCUUGAUGAGAAGCUCAUGCGGGCCGACUUGGUGCGGCGGCCGGCGGGGAAGACGCAUGUGGCGCUGAUCCCGGAGCUGGACCAGAUGCUGUGGCAUUUGAUGAGGGAGGACUUUAUCACCAAGUGCAUCUUUGGGCGGACGCCGACUGUGAAGGGUGCUGUCGCCGGCGAGCCGGGGAAGAGGAUCUGGGCGGUAUGGACCAGGGGAUAUCAUAAUGGCUUGGAAACGUCAAAGGGGAACACGCUGCAUGUGCUGAGGGUGGUGGUGGAAGACGAAAAGCGGCCAGAAGAAGAGCUGGUCGACGGGUUCAGGGCGGUUAUGCAGAUUGCGCAGACCGAGGCGGCCGAAUGGAACACCGAGGAGGUGCAGAUGUGGAAUCCGACGCCCAAGGUCCGGGGCAUCAUCGAGCGGUGCGGUCUCGAAUUUGAAUACGUCGACCGCGAUACGUCAAGCAUUGCGAGUCUGAAGUGGUAUGGCGAUGAGCCGAUCGAGGAGGUCGAUUGGGUUGCCAAUGAGAAGUACGCUUGGUGCUGA